CAGCCCAUAAGCCAUGGAGGGAAAGUUCAGCGCCAUCCAGGACUUUUUCACCCAGCUUUGGAGUUUUGUCACGGAUAAACACAACCAGGGCGUGUACAACUCAAUCUGCCUGGCUGUCCUGCUAACGCUGCCCCUGCUGGUCUUCUUCACCGUUGUGGUGGUGUGCUGCCACUGCUGCUGCUGUCGUCAUGCCAACCGCUGCUGCUGCUGCUGUGGAGAUACCUCAAGGUCAGAAACCAAGAAGAAGAAAAAGAAUUCAACUGAUGAAGACUUGUGGAUCUCUGUAAAGACGGGCUCCAUGACUCCAGACCGGGCUGCGCUGACCAUGGUGUGAGAGACCACCAUAGGUUUAAAAACUGCUGAUUCUGGGCCAGUUUGUACAA
This is a messenger RNA of Nematolebias whitei (Rio pearlfish), 383 nucleotides long. RefSeq lists its product as uncharacterized. Lineage: Eukaryota; Metazoa; Chordata; Actinopteri; Cyprinodontiformes; Rivulidae. Bases 14 to 334 code for a protein of 106 amino acids. The transcript has a single exon. The record is from RefSeq and is a predicted model, not a curated record.